Phaedon cochleariae (mustard beetle) is the source of this 1029-nucleotide messenger RNA. NCBI's taxonomy places the organism in Eukaryota, Metazoa, Arthropoda, Insecta, Coleoptera, Chrysomelidae. The record is from the annotation of a GenBank genome assembly.
AUGAAGUUAAUUUUUGUGUUCCUCAGUUUGGUGGUUUCGAUUAUCUCAACUUCCCAUGAGAAUGUGUGGAAAAAAUUCAAGAUCGAUUUCAACAAAAAAUAUGAGACCCCUGAAGAAGAAUACUACCAUUUUCAGAUCUUCCAGAAAAAUUUACUGAAAAUCAAGGAAAACGAGAAAAAAUUCCUCAAAGGAGAAGUCAGCUUCAAGCUGGGAAUCACCAAAUUUGCCGACAUAAACCAAGAAGAGUUCCCAAGACAAAACAUCGAACGUGAUAUCAUCAGCUUAUCCAGAAUAGAAUUCUCUGAUGAAGAAUCAAAUGUGCCAGAAAGAAUAGACUGGAGAAAUAAUAGUGCUGUUCCAGCUGUUUCCGAUCAGGGAACAGAGUGCAAUGCCAGUUUCUAUUUCGCUGCAGUUGGUGCUAUACAGGCCCAAAGAUACAUAACUGAAAAAAAUUCUGAUCCCUUGAGCGUCCAGUACCUGAUUGACUGUUCAUUUGGCAACAACAACGGCUGCAAUGGUGGAGGGGUGGUAAACACCCUCGACUGGAUCGCUUCCAACGGAGUACCCCCCGCAUAUAGCUACCCCUACAAGGGAAAAGAGGGGCAAUGUAGGGGUGCAACAGGAGAGAUGAUAGGAAAGGGCCAAUUAGGCUAUGGGAUGAUCAGUGAGUCUGAGGAAGAGAUGACCAAAGCAGUCGCAUAUGUGGGACCAAUCGCAGUUUCCAUAGAUGGUCGUGACCUACCCCUCUACACCGGUGGGGUGCUGAACAACCCUGAUUGCUCGCGAACCGUAACCUCAAAUAUCUCACAAUCGGGGUUGAUAGUGGGCUAUGACGAGACAGAAGACGGUCAAGAAUAUUGGAUCGUUCAGUUUUCGUCCGGGUGUGAUAUCGCUACUGAGGCCUUUUCUUGUGACAUUUCGAUAAGAUUAUUUUCAACAAAUUUCAAUGAACAAAAAUUACUGUGUACUUUUAUUAGUUUUCUACAACUAUUUGUUGUUUUGUGCAUUGAUAGAUAUCUACAAAAAUAG